Mesocestoides corti is the source of this 648-nucleotide messenger RNA. The record is from the annotation of a GenBank genome assembly. NCBI's taxonomy places the organism in Eukaryota, Metazoa, Platyhelminthes, Cestoda, Cyclophyllidea, Mesocestoididae.
AUGGCGCCACUCCAUCGAUCGCUGCUUUGGGUCGCGUGGGUGCGCCAGGGCUGUUCGCGACUAGUCUUUCCUCGGCGCGAAUUCGCCUCCAUCGUUGAAGGCCCUUCACCAGAGGGCGAAAAUGCCCCAGAUUCCACGGCGCUGGACAUGCCAGACGUCGCCGAAACCCGAUCCCCGCCUCCGAAGGGCCUAGCCGCCUUGCGGAUCAACGAGGGUGGCAAUAUAAAUCGAGCAAACCUUCUUGGAACGGUAGCUGAAUUGAAGUUGUUAGAUCGUCUCUCCAAGCCGGAGCAGCAGUGGGCGACAAUGUUUGUGCGCACCCGGAUCCCAAUUCUGGCGAACUCGUACUCGUCAGAUGCUGUUGACACAGAGGAGUCCAACAGUGUGGAGUACCGACUCUGCACGUACUACAACCGCGUGCACGUCUUCGAUCGGAGACUGCUGCCGUUUGUGAAGCGUCUGCGACCCGGUGAUCGGGUCUUCGUGACCGGCUUCCUCUCCUACUACAAGCCGACGCUGACGUCGAGUCCCCCAGAAGUGGCGAAGGUCCGCAAGAUCGGAGCCGUGGUUGCUGAACGUCUCGUGUUGCUCGGCUCCUCCGGCGAGGUCUUCACCACUGGCGAUGCACUUGAUCAUCCUGUCGAGUAG